Messenger RNA from Anastrepha obliqua, 1295 nucleotides. It is a transcript of the gene PGAP3, whose product is annotated as post-GPI attachment to proteins factor 3. NCBI's taxonomy places the organism in Eukaryota, Metazoa, Arthropoda, Insecta, Diptera, Tephritidae. The transcript has 7 exons. Gene Ontology annotation, cellular component: endoplasmic reticulum membrane. The record is from RefSeq and is a predicted model, not a curated record. Gene Ontology annotation, biological process: GPI anchor biosynthetic process. Gene Ontology annotation, molecular function: hydrolase activity, acting on ester bonds. The coding region runs from base 106 to 1104 and encodes 332 amino acids.
CGAAAAUCGAUAUGUUAUGGCUGGUGGGGAAAGUAGUUGGAAAAAUGUUCAACUUAAAGUGGUGCGAGCUUAAAAUUUUGGAAAAUAGUUAAAAUUUUAAUUAUCAUGUGUAGUACAGUGUUAUCCUAUACAUAUUUUUUAGUAGUUUUUCAUUUAGUAGUAGGAUGUUACGCCUCUAUUGGCGAUCGUACACAAUUUUUCCACAAUUGUCGUCAAAACUGCGAACGACAAAACUGCAGUGCUGAUGGGAUUGAGAUUCAAGAGCAGGCCGUAAAGUAUUAUCAACAGUCGAUUUUUGACAAGGCGUUUGCAUGGAAUUGUGCAGACGAGUGCCAAUACGGUUGUAUGUGGCGUACAGUGGAUGCUUUUGAAGAGCGUGGUUGGGAUGUGCCACAGUUUUAUGGAAAGUGGCCAUUUGUGCGCUUUCUCGGCAUGCAAGAACCGGCUUCGGUGUUGUUUUCUGUAUGUAAUUUGGUUGUGCACAUUCGUAUGUUGCGCCGCUUUCGUACUGAAGUGCGUCCGGAUAGUCCAUGCUUUAAGUUAUGGCACAUAUUCGCAUUUGUGUGCAUAAACGGUUGGAUAUGGUCGAUAGUAUUUCAUACAAGGGAUUUCCCCGUGACGGAAUUAAUGGAUUAUGCUUUUGCUUAUAGUAUUAUACUUGUUUCACUUUAUUGUAUGGUCAUGCGGAUGUUAUAUCGUCAGUCGCUGAUAUUACGUGGCUUAAUUUCAUUAAUAUUUCUGUCGUUCUUCGUAAAUUACUUUGCGUACCUGAGCUUAGGCAAAUUUAGUUACUCUCUGAAUAUGACAACAAACAUUGUUACUGGUGCUUUAUCUGCGCUGGGUUGGUUUAUUUGGUGUUAUUUGGAACGUCAACGGCGACCACAUUAUCGAAAAAUUAUACGGUUUUAUGUACUCUUCGGUAUGUCUAUGAGUUUAGAACUAUUGGACUUUCCACCAAUUUUGUGGCUACUAGACGCACACGCUUUGUGGCAUUUGACAACAGUUCCAGUCAUUUCGCUGUUUUAUGAUUUUGUAAUUGACGAUUGCCGCAUUCUACGUAAGGAAAAGCAAUUUGAGAGCGAAAAGCUUGGCAAACACAUCUGAUGAGUUCACGUUUAGGCUAAUUAUUACAAUAAUAAUUUUGUGAUUAUGACACGCUGCUUUUUUCACAUAACGGGAUUUUAGUCAAAUUUUAUUCUACAAACUUAAGAAACAAAGUCGUAAAAGUAUUUUUAUUACAUAUAAUUAUCAUGUAUCAAAUUUUUUUAAUAAUAAGUAUAAAAUACCACACUUUC